Tachyglossus aculeatus (Australian echidna) is the source of this 1890-nucleotide messenger RNA. It is a transcript of the gene UBE2A, whose product is annotated as ubiquitin conjugating enzyme E2 A. The record is from RefSeq and is a predicted model, not a curated record. Gene Ontology annotation, cellular component: HULC complex. Bases 308 to 766 code for a protein of 152 amino acids. The transcript has 8 exons. Gene Ontology annotation, biological process: proteasome-mediated ubiquitin-dependent protein catabolic process; protein polyubiquitination; DNA repair. Gene Ontology annotation, molecular function: ubiquitin conjugating enzyme activity. Lineage: Eukaryota; Metazoa; Chordata; Mammalia; Monotremata; Tachyglossidae.
UGACGCACGCCCCCACACCGCCUCGGCUUCCUUCCGCUACUUCCGCCCCAACUAGCUUCACUUCCGGCUCACGCAGCCCCACCCGUCACUGCCGUUAAUGGUGGCGCUCUGUGGGUUGUCGGCGGGGCAGAACAGAGACGAUUAACGUGAGCGUGCUUGGGAAAUAAAAGCGUUGCACAAAAACUGAGGCCGUUGGUAGAGGCCGCGGCGCCCCCCCGCGCCGGGGAGCGGUGGUUUGCGCCGCCGGAGUCCCGUCGUCGUCGUCGUCGUCGUGAGGCGUCAUUCGUGAGGCGGCAGCAGGCCCGACAUGUCCACCCCGGCCCGGCGGCGCCUCAUGAGGGACUUUAAGAGGCUGCAGGAGGACCCCCCGGCCGGGGUGAGCGGGGCCCCGUCGGAGAACAACAUCAUGGUGUGGAACGCCGUCAUCUUCGGGCCCGAGGGGACCCCCUUCGAAGACGGAACUUUUAAACUGACAAUAGAAUUCACAGAAGAAUAUCCAAAUAAGCCGCCUACAGUUAGAUUUGUCUCAAAAAUGUUUCAUCCAAAUGUUUAUGCAGAUGGUAGUAUAUGUCUGGAUAUUCUUCAAAACCGUUGGAGUCCAACCUAUGAUGUAUCCUCCAUAUUAACUUCCAUACAGUCUUUAUUGGACGAACCCAAUCCCAAUAGUCCAGCAAACAGCCAGGCUGCACAGUUGUACCAGGAGAACAAGCGGGAAUACGAAAAACGGGUUUCUGCAAUAGUAGAACAGAGCUGGCGUGACUGUUGACCCAGGAUGAUGUAAAUGAACACUCUGGUCAUGAGGAAAAUAUAUAUAUAUAUAUGAAGUGUUUGAGUCAUCUUCCUUCUGCUCCUCAGCAUCAUUUACAUUUACUUUGGUGAAAGCAAAAUAGCCGUUCUGUUGCCUCCCUCGCUGAAGCUUUUUCCCCCCUCCUUUUGGACAUCAGAAAACACCCACUAAGAAGUCAAACGUACUGUACCUGGGUUACUUGCGAAAAGAAUUACUAAUGCUUAAUUUCUUUUCUGUGGUACUUCUCCAAUCUUAGGGUGGCAGUGUGCAUUUCUGUACUUCACACUGAGCUUUUAAAAUUGGGGUAGGCAGUGAGGCUCGUGGGGCUCGAUGCAAGGCAUGUUGAUGGACAGAGAGCUUUGAAAAGACUGAGGCCCCAGGAGCGGAGUGGGCUAGGCCACUCGUUCACUCGUAUGGUUGUGUUUAGAGCCUACCGUGAUAAGCACUACCUGAAGACUGACCUCUCAGUCAUGGCUCAUGGAAUAGUGGAGCAGAAGCCUUCUCAGUAUAGACAAGUCAAGCUCUACCCACUUUAAUGAGGCUUAGGAAAUGGCUCCCGUCCCCUUCCAAACCGGCAGAACUUCACUGUGGUAUGCGCUAGUGGACCGGAGAGGGUCGUGCAGAGCAAGCCGACCAGCUGGUGCAUUUAAUGGGUUAGAAAUCACAGGUCUGCUUCAGCAGAAAGAUCUUCUCUAUUCCAGAAAACGAAGGCGUGUAUGUGUGUGUUUAUAAUGGGGGGAAAAGAAGACGGAGCUAAUGUUGGUCUGUCACUGAUUUGUACAAGAAGUAGCGAUGCUCUGGCAGACAAUUUAUGUGAGGGGAAAGAAACCCAGAGUACCAAGGAGAUGUUGACUUCUUUCCUACCAGUAUAAUAGGUGCAUUCUUUCUUGGUCUUUGAAAAUUUCAAGGCAAAUCAUACUGUGGAGAAGGCUGUGUGUACCUUUGGAUGGAUUUGGCAGCACCGCGCAUAGCUCAAGAUGUAAGACAUGUAUUGGAAAGAGUCUCUGUACCUCAAAAUGUGUAAGCCUUUACACAAGUAACCCAUGUAAAGAGGAAUGUGUACAAUUUUCAAAAAGUGUAAAGUAAAUGUAACAGAAAAACAA